GUGGGAGAACCAUUCCUUGAAUUUCUCCUACUAUUUCUCAACUUUUGCAGUUGGAAAUAAAUGUGAAAAGCCAUAAUGAGGUCAUCUCCUCCAUUUCUUUCUCUCUCUCUCUUUCGUUCUUUCUCUGAGUUCUCUCCGAGGAGAUUCUUCGUCUAGUCUAAGAAUUAGGACUGCGGGUGUGAAAACUCUUGUAGUUGCUGUCGGUUUAUGUCCGCUUAAUGGGGAAAGAACUCUAGAGUGGGAAGAGACAGAGAAAGAGAAACCCUUUGGAGUUUGGAACCAUGGAAGAGUCAGGAGACGUGAAUUCUGAAGAGAAUAAAGUUUUCCCUGAGAAAAAUAGGAAAAGAAAGCUUAAGACACCAUUCCAAAUUGAUGCUUUAGAGAAGUUCUAUAAUGAACACAAAUAUCCUGAAGAAUCAAUGAAGACGGAGCUUGCAAAAAGGAUAGGGUUGACAGAAAAGCAAAUCUCUGGAUGGUUUUGUCACAGAAGGUUGAAGGACAAAAAGCUAUUGCAGGAGGAAGCAUAUGCACAUGGAAAACAAGAUCUCUCAAGUGGCGUUAUACAGGAUCGUGGUAGUGGGCUGAGGCAGGAUUCUUGUGGCAGCACCAAACAAGAGGAUUACAGGCUUGUUGACCCUAGGGAAGUUGAAAGCCGGAGGUCCUAUGGUGAAGAUUUACAGGCUGCAGAUGGGACUUAUGAGAAUAGGGUUCAUUGUGCUGGAAAUUUGAGUGGUACAGAUGACACAUCAUCUGGAACUAGCUCUCCUUUACAAGAUAGGUUUUUUCCCCCGAGUGAGGAUCCUUGUGACAUGGAAACUUCAAGAUAUCUAGCACAGUAUGGAAGCAAUAUGGCUAUAAAGGCCAAGGGUGUCAAAAGUAGGGGACACAUUGGGCCAUCAGGAUAUUUGAAGGUGAAAGGUGAGGUUGAAAAUGCAGCUAUUACUGCCGUUAAGAGGCAACUUGGAAGGCAGUACCGGGAAGAUGGUCCGUCACUUGGUAUUGAAUUUCAGCCGCUUCCUCCUGGUGCAUUUGGGUCGCCAAUCAUGGCUCCAGUCAAUGAAUCUUACCAUGCUGGCACUCCCACCUUGCCUGGUUCUUCAAAUGUUCCUGGAGUUUGCAAGCAGCCUAAUCUCAGAGCGGGAUAUGAAGGAUACAAUUCCAAGAUGGGUUCACUUGAUUCUUAUAUGGAAGGGGGAAAUAAUGAAAUUAUCCGCGGAUCUGAUCAUCAGGACGACUACUCCCACCAUAAAUCAAAGAAAAAGUCUUCUUCACUGAACUACAGCGAUUUUUUAAUUGGCCAGGACCAUGCUAUAGAUAUUACUGAACAGCCUUCCGCAUCCAUGCAUAGCAGUAGCAGGAACUACCGGAGGUCUAAGCAUGGUGCUGAAGGGGUGAGAUUAGAUUCUGUUUCUAACAAUAACCUUCAGCAUAAUGAUGGAAAAUUUAUUAGUGGACUGAAAGAGCCUUGGUUGCAAAACUAUGGUACUGAGUCUACUGACAGCCCCAAGAUUGUCAUCGAUAGGGAAGGCUUUGAUUCUAAACGUCCAAGUUUGGUACAUAGGCAUGGUAAGUCUCUUGAUGCAGAGAAGAGAGGGCCAUCUAGAAGAAUGGCAAAGGAAGAGAAAUUUUAUGGUCAAAGGCGAGUAAUGAAAGAGUAUGGUGAUCCGGUUGGAGUAAAUUUGCAUCCAAAAAGUGAAACAAGGGUUGCUAAGAGAACCAGAGAUGAUCUCCAACAGCGAGUUUAUGUGGCAAAAGCACCAGUUGUGGAAAUGUGGCAACAGAAAAAUCAUAUUAAGGGACCUGUGGGGGAUAUGCCAUCUAGUUUCAGUGAGGAUGAAAGUUAUGAAACGGAAGGACUCUGUUCUUCCAUGGAAUGAUGGUGAAUGGUAGAAAGUCUUCAAGGUAUUUGCGGUAGAGGAUACAAACUCAAAAUUAGUGUUUGUACAGGAUUAAUGUGUGUUCAUCAUAUUAACAGGCUAACAGCACAACAUCAACUUGUAGGAACAUUGCUAAAAGUCGCUGUAAGGUUUUUAUCCAGUGUAUGAACCAAAUUCCUUUAGUUUGUCCUGCUACAGAUGUACAAAAUUAUUUAGGAGAAAUUGAGAAUUCAUAUUUACAUAUGAUUUUAUGGCAGUGCUAUUGUACGAUUGUCCUUUCACUUCCUACACGUUUGGAAGGAGGAAUGGACUGGAACCUGAAAAAAUGAAAUCAAAUUUAUAAUUGUUUUCUUCA
Molecule: messenger RNA, 2232 nt
Organism: Malania oleifera
Lineage: Eukaryota; Viridiplantae; Streptophyta; Magnoliopsida; Santalales; Ximeniaceae
Product: homeobox-DDT domain protein RLT1
Exons: 8
Coding region: 282-1877 (531 amino acids)
Molecular function (GO): DNA binding
Source: RefSeq, a predicted model, not a curated record